AAAAGGCCCCAACCCUAGCUUUUCUAACAUGAAUGAGGAUGAAAUGAAGGCAAAAAUAGGGUUAAAGGAGAAGUUGCUAUCUUCAGUUGCAGUGCUCUCCUUGAAUUUCCUUUCAAUUUCUGCUGAUUUUCUUCAAUUUGGUGCUUGAUUCCCAUAGAUUUGUAGACUAGAGUGGCAAUCACCCGCUUGGAAGUUUCAAUAGAGGUUCCAUAUGCUCAUUAUACGUAAAAGCUAGGAUCUCAUGCUUUUGCUAUAAAGGCAGAUUAAUGUGUUACUAAAACGAUGAUUCAACUUUUGUUAUUUUGAAAAGCUUUGGAGAACAAUUGGCCUCAUAAAAUUUUUAUGUAAAUUACUUUUAUGUAUAUAAUAUUUAAAUUAAUUAUAAAUGAACUUAUCUUAA
Molecule: messenger RNA, 400 nt
Organism: Rubroshorea leprosula
Lineage: Eukaryota; Viridiplantae; Streptophyta; Magnoliopsida; Malvales; Dipterocarpaceae
Source: the annotation of a GenBank genome assembly